Molecule: messenger RNA, 617 nt
Organism: Humulus lupulus (European hop)
Lineage: Eukaryota; Viridiplantae; Streptophyta; Magnoliopsida; Rosales; Cannabaceae
Exons: 2
Coding region: 1-510 (169 amino acids)
Source: RefSeq, a predicted model, not a curated record
AUGAGAAGUUUUAGCAACAUUUCAAUCAGAUUAUUAUAUUGUAUUUUAGAAAUAUGCCAGAAUCUAGGGCAGUAUUAUGGUCUUGGCUCUGAAACAAGAAAAACGCCUACGUUUUUUCCUGAUCCUUAUGGAGUUGAAGUUGGUAAUCCUGCUGAAAUUCCUGAUGGCUAUGAGGAGAGAUGGAUGGUCAAUGUGCACGCAAUCGAUAUGCGAGGCGCGGUCGAUGGGUUGGGAUGCAUUGAGUGCAUGUGUGAUCUUUAUAACUUGUCCAAGGAUGAGUAUGGCCGGCCUUUGAGGUCAGAUUAUAGAGGAGGCCUGUUGUGUUGCUAUGAUCAAACAAAGUGUAAAGUGAGGAAAGACUUUCAGGGGGUCAAGAGAAGUCUCUACCUCAGAUAUACUGUGGAAUGGAUUGAUUGGACUGAUUCUAUUUUGCCUGUAAAGAUCUAUAUUUUUGAUGUUACUGAUACUUGGAAUGGUUUGAACUCUGAACAUCAUUGUCAAGUAAGUUAAUAUUACCUCCUUUCUAACUAUCUGAAUUUUAUGCACACUGGAUUUCUGAAAUUAUUUUAACGUUUCUAUGAGAAGGAAUGUGAAAGUGAAUCUAAAUUAGUAGUGGA